Messenger RNA from Cyphellophora europaea CBS 101466, 990 nucleotides. RefSeq lists its product as uncharacterized. Gene Ontology annotation, molecular function: methyltransferase activity. The transcript has 2 exons. Lineage: Eukaryota; Fungi; Ascomycota; Eurotiomycetes; Chaetothyriales; Cyphellophoraceae. The record is from RefSeq and is a predicted model, not a curated record. Bases 1 to 990 code for a protein of 329 amino acids.
AUGACCAACGAUGUAGAAGUGCAGGCAGAUGAUGUUGAAGAUAUAGGCGAAAUCGAAGUGCGGGAUACUUCGUCGUUUGGCGAGGGAGACUCGGCCUAUUACGACUCAGAUGAUGGUGCAUCGUCCACGCAGUCGGUCACAUCGAGUAUCUACCAGUAUGAAGUGGCCCAUGGUCGCACAUAUCAUGCCUAUCACGCCGGCAAGUACAUUUUUCCCAACGACGCCGACGAGCAAGAACGGACCGACAUUAUGUACCACGCCGUACGGCUGUCCAUGGGUAACAGGCUCUUUUUCGCCCCCGUGGAGCCGACCUGCGUCCUGGAUAUUGGCACUGGCACUGGCCUCUGGGCCAUAGAGAUGGCAGAUGCUUAUCCCGCGGCUGAGGUCUACGGUACUGAUCUCAGUCCCAUUCAACCAAGCUACGUUCCACCGAACUUGACGUUCGAGAUCGCGGAUGCUGACGAGGAUUGGACGUGGCGCACCAUGUUCGACCUCGUCCACACUCGCAUAAUGAACGACAUGACUCUGAGGAACUGGCCACACUUUUUCGAUGAAGCCCUCAAGGUUCUCAAGCCAGGCGGCUGGGUUGAGUGCCAAGAGUUCAGCUACACGCGCCGGACUGAUGAUAACACAUUACCUGAGGACUCGGUUCUUACCAAGUGGGAGGAGCUUUGGACCGAGGGCAUCAGCAAAACGGGUAUCGGUGGACACUGCAAUCCUGAUCUAGUCGUGCAGCAAAUGCGCAAUGCUGGGUUCGAGAACGUUACGCGGCUGAACUUCAAGCUACCAAUUGGGCCGUGGCCGAAGGAUCCCAUGCUCCGUGAGGCCGGCGAGUUCGGGCGAGCGAAUUUGGUCUAUGGGGCCUAUGGAUUGAGCGUCAAACUGUUCACCGAGCUGCUAGGAUGGAGUGUCGAGGAGCUGGAAGUUCUACUCGCGCACUGCCGCAAGGAGUUAAAUCGAAAGGACAUCCAUGGGUACUGGCCUAUGUGA